This is a messenger RNA of Pecten maximus, 2411 nucleotides long. RefSeq names its product pre-mRNA-splicing factor SYF2-like. Lineage: Eukaryota; Metazoa; Mollusca; Bivalvia; Pectinida; Pectinidae. The coding region runs from base 65 to 781 and encodes 238 amino acids. The transcript has 7 exons. The record is from RefSeq and is a predicted model, not a curated record. Gene Ontology annotation, cellular component: post-mRNA release spliceosomal complex; Prp19 complex; catalytic step 2 spliceosome.
AUAGUAACAAAGCCGGAUUAUUUGUGAGACCAAAUCUAAAUUUAUCAUCAGUUUAAGCGUCUUCAUGACACAGACAUCAACAAUGGCUUCAUUAACAAUACAAACAGAACCAUCAAGUAGCAAGGGAAGUUCAUCGAAGAGUAGUCGAUUAGACCGAUUGAAAAAUUUGGAAUUACGCAUGAAUGAAGCCAGAAAGCUGAAUCACAAAGAAGUUGUUGAAGAGGACAGAAGAAAGAAACUUCCUGCAAAUUUUGAACAAAAGAGAAAACGGAUAGAGUGGGAAGAAGAGGAAGAAAAAAAGAGAAAGGAUGCUGAGGCCAAAGGAGAAGAAUAUGACAGAGUAAAAUUGCUGGAGAUUGGAGCUGACGAGGCAGAAAAAUGGGAACGAAAAAAGAAAAAGAAGAAUCCUGACCCAGGAUUUUCUGGAUAUGAAGCAGCAACACGUCGACAGUAUGACAGACUCACUAAAAGUCUCAAACCGGACAUGGACAACUACAGCAGACAGAAGGAAAAGCUAGAAGAAGAUUUCUAUGCAACUGGUAACACACUGGGGCUUAAUCAGCGCAAAGAUCCUGAGGAGGCUGUGGACAGAAUGGUGGACGAUCUUGAGAAACAGAUUAAAAAGCGUGAGAAGUACAGUCGCCGCAGGACAUUUGAUGAAGACGCUGACAUUGAUUAUAUUAAUGAGCGUAACAUGAAGUUUAACAAGAAGUUGGAGAGAUUCUAUGGGACUUACACUGCUGAAAUCAAACAGAACCUUGAGAGGGGAACAGCUGUCUGAUCCAAAUCUAUACUACACGUACAAACAGACAAUACAAAUGUCAGUCGUUGUUUCUAAUGCAGAUAAUCUGUGUUCUAGUUACAGAAUAUCUUCAUCAAGAUUUAGUCAUACAGUACAUAUUUUCAAAAUGUGUACAUUGAGAAAGGAAAAGAAAGAAAUGAUUUAUUAAAGCUACUUCAGAUGAUUGUCAAAUGUAUAUCAACAAGACAGUUUUUAAUGACUUUAUCAGACUUUAUCAGAAGGAAAUAGAUUCAUCUAAACCAGUUCUUCAGUACAAUGUAUUAUAUCCUGUGUAUUUAUUCAUAAAACUAAUAAUUUAGGAAUGUGUUAUUCACAAUCUUAGUCUAUAAUUCAUAUUUUGUGGUUUCAUGUAUGUUGAAAAUAUAACAAAAAUAUUGUUCAUUCUGCUAACUCUAUUUACACUCCCAACUUAAUAAACAUGGGGUGUAUAGUAAUCACUGUUUGUGUAUCUGUGAGUGAGUAAAUGAGUGCAUUUGUAUGUGUAUCCGGGCAUGCACAUAUUUUUUCGUCUGUGAAAAGCCUGUUUACAAGAUAUCUACUAUGUAAUUAAUCCAUGGGAAGAUAGAUCAUAUUUACUCCAUAACACACCAUCAGAUUCUCAUGGAGUUAGAUGUCAGUGGUCAUCAGUCAGGAUUAGAGGUCAAGGGUUGUACUUGACCACCUAUAAGAUGAAAAGUAAGGAAUCCUCAUGAAUCCUGGGCAUUUUUAUUUCAUGGAAUGGGGGAAGGUGUAUAUAUGUUAGCCCCUACUCACUGCUUUAUAAAAAGUCUAAUAUCUAAGGUGGGGGGAUGAAUCUUUCAAGUUUUUGUUGGGUCUGUCCUCACCACAUCUAGGGGCUAUCUCAUAAACUGUCAAAAAGAUAUUUUGGACAGCUCUGUUUGAUUUCAAAUUGUUCAUAUUUUAUUUCUUUCUGUAUUAUAUAUUUACUCAUAUACUGUGUAAAUAGUCUCGGACAGCUUAAAUUGUGUUUGAUGAUGAACAUGGAUUUCCUUUCCUUUUGAUUUCCUUAUUUGAAUCACCAAGGAGCUUGUCUUACCUACCGCAUUCAACCAUCAUUUCACGAUUGUUUGUCAUUUCAGAUGAGUUUUACCUAUUUAACUAAAUACGAUUGAUCUGUACAUGUGAAGGGGUGUUCAUUCCUUGGUAUUUAGGUAGUACAUUUUGUGUCAAGGCUACGGGGAAUUUUCAAUUCUAUACAUUACUAUUGAAAAAAUCUUGGUAUGUGGUCGACUGCCAGGAAAUGUUUGUUCACAGUAGUGAUCGGCUGAUGGUGUAGUUACAAUGACCUUACUUUAUAAAUGGCCAUAGUUAAAAGGUCCUAUCUGUAGACAGUAUAUACUAACAGUCUGUAGGGUAUACCAUAUUGGUGACCACUAUACGUAUCACUGUAUACAUAUAUUGUAUAUUUAAAAGAUAAAAUCAAAGCGACAGUUGUGUUUUGCUAAGGUUUAAAAAGAUAAAUCAACAUGCUAGUCGUUAUAUCACUGUACAUGUAUAUACUGCUUACAGUAGGGCUGUUUUAUCUAGGGUAAAUUAAUGCAUUUUAACACUUAUGUGAUGUAAAAGGAUAUGAUAGCAUUGAGUAUUAAAAGAUUUUAAGAUAAUCAUG